AUGCGCGAGCGAGAUACCCUAACAGAGAAUCCAUUUGCGUCCACGCAUUCGCUUGACGCAAACCCAUUCGAGGACCCGGUGUCCCGACAUGGAACGCCUAAGUCAAGCUACCCGUCACCAGCCCAUGCGGCACGAUUGGAGGAGCUGAACCAGAGAGAAAGAGACCUGGAGCGGAGAGAGCAAGAGCUGAGCCAGAAAGCCGAGCAUAUCAGGAGGUUUGGCCGGAACAACUGGCCACCUUUCUACCCGUUGAUUUUCCAUUCCAUUCAGGACGAAAUUCCCGAAGGGUCUCGACAAAUGAUCACGCGCAUAUACCAGCUAUGGCUUGUUCUGCUGGGCACGUUAGUAAUCAACGUAGUGGCCAACAUUCUGGUCCUGACGGCGGGAUCCUCGCAUGGUGCGAGUGAUGUCGGGUCAAGCAUCGGGUAUCUGAUAGUCAUCCCACCCAUCUCGUUUCUCGCAUGGUACAGACCUUUAUAUAAUGGCUAUAUGAAGGCAAGUGGCGAGCAAUCGUUAUAUUAUUAUUUAUACUUCGUCUUCGGCGGGUUCCACCUCGCAUAUUCGCUCUACAUGAUCGUUGGUAUCCCAAGCACCGGCUCUGCGGGUUUUAUCCAGACAAUAGAGCAGUAUAUCGAUGGCCAUAUCGUCGCAGGUGUUUUCGGUACCAUUGCCACGGUAGGUUGGGUGUUGCAGGGUGGUGGAAAUGCCAUGUAUUACCGGCAGAUCUGGUAUCAUCACAAGGCUGCUGGUCACUCAGUUGCAAAGGCAAAAAGCGAGCUAGCUACCCAUGGGGCGAAGGCCUAUUUUACGCGGGGAUGA
Messenger RNA from Fibroporia radiculosa, 819 nucleotides. RefSeq lists its product as uncharacterized. Gene Ontology annotation, cellular component: trans-Golgi network membrane; recycling endosome membrane. Bases 1 to 819 code for a protein of 272 amino acids. NCBI's taxonomy places the organism in Eukaryota, Fungi, Basidiomycota, Agaricomycetes, Polyporales, Fibroporiaceae. The transcript has 11 exons. Gene Ontology annotation, biological process: protein transport. The record is from RefSeq and is a predicted model, not a curated record.